AUGUCCUCUUCAUCUAGUGCAUAUUCUUCAUCUACUCUCCAAUCAAUCCUUCAAAUCCAAGCUAGUAUUGCCAAAUAUUUGGACUUUGAAGGAUGUUUGAAGUUCAUUGAACUUAUCCAACUCCUAAAGCCAACAAUCUGUCUGUCACAACAACCAGGACUAGCAGAAUCUGAUGCGGGUGAAGACAAAUGUCCAGCACGGUUGCGUCUGAACGUACACACUUUUCUCGCACAAUCUUUAAGUGUCGAUCAUGAGGCUAUGAAGAUUAUUUGGCGUGCAAUGGCCAAUAUUGCGUGGAAUUUUAGGGUUGAUGAAAGCUGUGUUCAUUCCUUUGGUCAACGUCAUAUUCAAUGCUUUCUUGACUAUGGAAGACAGAAUGGCAUAGCCUUUUAUCAUCUAAUGCCUCCUGUUCGUCAUUGCCUUGAUCCACGAUGUGUUAUCAAGCCCAAGACUUCUAAAAAGGAUGAGCUCCAUCGACGUCCACUGAAAGAAGCACAUAGCCGUUCUGUUACUGUUUUUACACAAUCAUUUGGACCCAUCCCGGGUAUUUCUACUUCAAUGUUUUGUUCGGGAUGCCAAACUCGAUACUACCCUAACUACUGGGUAGAUAGAGCACAAUCCACUCGGACAUUUUACCGUAUACAUCGCACCUUUCUGCAUGUUACAGAAGGAAUUUUUAUGGACAUUGCCACGUUGGAAUUGUUUACGACAAUGAUGUUGACGUCUUGGACUUCUGCUUCAAAUUGUGCCCGCAUCUAUAAUGAAGCAAUAGCUUCAAAGUCCCUGUCAUCCUCUCUUCCUGCAGCAUAUUCCAAAAGCAUGGUGCUAGAACACAAUGACGUAUGGAAUGGUCUUAGUCUCUUCUGGCUUCUUGAAGACUCGGAAGAAGAAGAUGAGGUCUUACAAAUUGACCAUGUAGCGCCUAGUCAAGCCAUCCGCCUCAGAAAAGCCUUAAAGAGACGGAACCUUCGGAUGGCAGGGACUGGUCAGGAAGCUUGGAACCAUGUAUGUGAUUUAUGCUGCUGGUAUAAUGAUUUGCCCGAUGGAACACAGACUUUCCUUCGUUCUGUGGUUACUGAUGGCAUAACUAUUGGACGGCCUACCUGCUCUAUUCAUGACUGCGAUAUUCCUUUGGAUUCCGUCAAACAUCGGUUCUGCCCUACACAUAAAGAUCAGAACCUUAUCUGUGCGGUUACUAGCUGCUCAGCUCCCAUUGAUGAGGGCUAUCAAACGUGCAGUCUGAAGGAUCACCGAGCUCUUGAAGCAUACAACGAUAUCCACAAUAAAGCAAUGUUUCAAUUAAAACUUCGGCUUGCCCGUCUCAAAACCUCACAGCCCACUGAUGCCUUUUCCACUGAUGAUGGCCAGUCAACCAUAUUUGGCGAUGAAGAGGUUUUGAUUGACGCCAAUGGUGUCUGUGACGAGAAGUCAGAGAAGGGUAAUCAAACAUUGCGAGCUCGGUUUGGAAGGCGACGCACUCAUAAUGAAGAGCUGUGUGUGGCAUCGUGUGGUGUAAUUCUUGGACGAGCAACAUUCUAUGGUUCAGAGGCCCCAAACGGAGUACGGACAUUUUGGAAGACUUUGUUUCCUACCCAAAAGUCUCUUCCAGGAGUUCUUUGGCACGACAAUAACUGUCGAAUUAUGUUAAUGCUUGAAAAGGAGAAAGACACGUACUUUUCCCACUCAGCAUUACCCGUUGACGUAUUCCAUUUCAAGUGUAAACAUAAAGCUCAAGACGACAAAUGUAAUGCCAAUUGUAACCCAGCAAAAUGGCCCGAGCUUAUGACGCCUGAUGGGAAGUGGCGUUUUAACUCAUCUGCAGCAGAACAAGCCAACGCUUGGCUAGGAGGGUAUCAAGCCAUUGUUCGUGAGAUGCAGGCCGACAGAUAUGAAUUCUUUUUGGACGAGUUAAUCAAGAGGCGAAAUCGAAACAUCAUUAAGGAUUUGGAGAAAAAAGGGAAAAAUCCACAUGAAAUCCCAAGGGAUUUUUUACUCAAGCCAGAUACACCCAGAGUCGAUUAG
This is a messenger RNA of Psilocybe cubensis, 2022 nucleotides long. RefSeq lists its product as uncharacterized. The record is from RefSeq and is a predicted model, not a curated record. The coding region runs from base 1 to 2022 and encodes 673 amino acids. NCBI's taxonomy places the organism in Eukaryota, Fungi, Basidiomycota, Agaricomycetes, Agaricales, Agrocybaceae. The transcript has 6 exons.